AUGGAAAACUCAACAGCCAUCAUCGAAGAUGCCCUCAAGGACAUCUCCUUGAACCCUACAGGAACGACAAAAGACGCAGAUGAUGAAGAUUUCAUUUUCAACUUCGACUUCGACUUCGACUUCGACGAGUUCAUGGGCGAUCCCAUACCUGUCCGCAAGUUUGCGGGUCGAGUGUUCUUCAAGAAGCACCGCGAAGCGCUCAACUUCGCCAACAAAUACUCCAACCGUCGAGCGGAAGAUGGUGUUCAGUCAAUGUUUACUGACGGAACGGCAUCGGAGCCUCGCCUCGUUCAACUGGCCGCCUCCCAAGGUGAGAAAACUAACAAGCGCUGGUGCGCAUGUGCUGUGGUCUACAGAGAACACCCUGAUGACGAAGACUGGGUCAAAAACGGCUACACGAUGCUCCACAUCGGAGAAAGCACCAACAGUGAACUCGGUGGACUCGCCCAGUGCCUUGCCCUUGCGCACGACCUCUUCGCCAACGAUCACGCUGUGAAGAAGAUCAUGGUCUUCUCUGACUCUGGUAAGAUGCUUUCAAGGCUUACGAAAAUCUCGCCAGAGAGCCCCGAGCUUCCGAACUGGGAUCACAACCUCUUGAGCGAUGUCUUGGCUUACGCAGACUUGCUUGUCAACGUCUACGAGAAAGAGUUGGAACUCCACUGGGUGCCUAGUCAUCAGGGCGUAGAGGGAAACGAGUUGGCCGACGAGACAGCCCUUGCGUACCGCCCGGACAAGUUGUGGCCUGAACUUUAUCGUGUGAAUUCCAAUUCUAACAGGAGGAAGAAAGACACGCCACAGGAGAGCAAGAGGGACCCUGUCCUUACGCUUGUAUCAAAGCAAAACCGCGACCAUGGCAGGGCCAUGCGUAUUACUAAGCGCCCUACAGGCAGGAUGGGGUCGUUCGAUAUCUCGCGGCGGAGCAAGGUAGCUGGUGAUGACUAUAGGGAUGGCGGUAGAAGCGGGCGCAGGACGCCUAGCUACGGAUCACUUCACAGUCAUUACCCUGCACAUUCGUACCGUUCCAGUUACGAUUCCCGUUCCAAUUAUGAAUCCCGUUCCAGGUAUGAAUCCCGUUCCAGGAAUAAGUCCCGUUCCAGUUAUGACUCGACACCUCGGCUCGACUAUUAG
This is a messenger RNA of Lasiodiplodia theobromae, 1128 nucleotides long. RefSeq lists its product as uncharacterized. The coding region runs from base 1 to 1128 and encodes 375 amino acids. The record is from RefSeq and is a predicted model, not a curated record. NCBI's taxonomy places the organism in Eukaryota, Fungi, Ascomycota, Dothideomycetes, Botryosphaeriales, Botryosphaeriaceae. Gene Ontology annotation, molecular function: RNA-DNA hybrid ribonuclease activity; nucleic acid binding. The transcript has a single exon.